CUCAUCCUCGCUGUUUAUCCGUGCAGUGGAACUUGUUUCAGUGGAGUGUCGGACUGUUGGCAGUUCCACUCCUUGUCACCGGGACUGACCUUAUACUUUGUUCCGGUACACAUUCCUAUCGCGGCUUUAUUUCAACACCAGGUUUAACAGGAUUUUUCCUCUUGGUGAUUGUUUUUUUUAGUGCCAUGGAGGAAGUGUGGAAGACAUAACACUGAGAAUAAUAAAGCAGAAGUCUGAACGAACGAGUAUCUCCUCAUGUUUCUGAGCUCCAGGGAGAGCGUUCCUCCCCUGGCCUGUCAUGGAUCUUCUGGUGUAGCCCAAGCCAGGCAUGACUGUUACCCCUAAAAAUCCAGCACUCUGCUUGCUUCUUCUUUAAAUCACGACACGAGUCCCAGAUCUGGUCCGAUGCAGAUGGAUGAGGUCGAAGGCAUACGGGUGAAGCUCUUCUCUGAAGACGCAGUGUCUCUGGCUCCGUCCUUGGCUGAAUCCAUUAACCUUGAAGAUGGCCAUUAUACUCAGCUGCGAUUGGAGUUGGAGUCUGACGCCCAGAACCUGGAGGCAGACUCCUGGAGCAUGGCUGUGGACCAGAACUACAUGAAGGCUCUGCACAAAGAGGCCAUCAAAAGACAAGAUGUCAUUUAUGAGCUAAUCCAGACGGAGAUGCAUCACGUCCGCACCUUGAAGAUCCUCCUGUGUGUGUACAUCCAUGAGCUGAAGCAGUCUGCAUUAAUAGAGGAAGGCCGACUGGAAUCCCUCUUCCCUGGAGUGGACGCCCUGCUCUCACUCCACCAGCAUUUUCUGAACAGUCUCAAAACACGACAAACCCAAAGUCAGGAAGAGGGAACCCCCAAUAAGUAUCAGAUUACGCAGCUGGGGGACAUUCUCAUUGCUCAGUUUUCAGGUACACUGGGAGAGGGGAUGAAAGAGUGGUACAGUAUCUUCUGCAGCCAUCACACUCAAUCUGUGAGUUUCUACAAAGAGCAGCUGCAGAACAGCAAGAAGCUGCAGAACCUCAUCAGAAAAAUAGGCCAGCUGCCUCUAGUAAGAAGGCUGGGAAUCCCUGAGUGUUUUCUAUUGGUGACUCAGCGUAUCACCAAAUAUCCUGUCCUGGUUGAGCGAAUCAUCCAAAACACUGAAGCUGAUACGGACGAGUACAAGUCUCUGGUUCAGGGUUUGGCGCUGAUCAAAGACACCAUCUCCCAGGUGAACGCUCAGGUCAGUGAAUAUGAGAAAGCCGCCCGUCUCCGAGAGAUCUGCUCGCGUCUCGAACCUAAAUCUCAGGGCCGGAUUAUGGGCGAGCGAUUCCUCCGCAGAGAGGAACUGAUGCAAAACAACCGUACGCUGCUGCACGAAGGAGCUCUCAUGUGGAAGUCCUCAGGGAGACAGAAAGACAUUCAUGCUGUGCUGUUGUCAGACGUGCUCCUCCUCUUACAAGAGAAAGAUCAGAAGCUUGUAUUUGCUGCUGUGGAUAACAAGCCACCGGUGAUCUCUCUCCGAGGCCUGAUUGUCAGGGAAGUGGCUCAUGAAGACAAAGCCAUGUACCUUAUCUGUGCGUGCACCUCCAACAUGUACGAGAUCCACACAGGUUCCAGAAACGACUGCAUUACCUGGACCACACUCAUAAGGGAGGCGGUCAACUGCUUUACAGAGGAAGAGGAGCAGUAUAGUGAACAGACUACUGUAUUUCAACAGUAUCAAGAUAGUCUAAAGGAGAGAGAUGAGCAGAUAAAGCAAAGCCUUGAGGAGAAGCAGCAGCUCAUUGUGGAGCUCUAUGAGACGGUGACAGGGCGGGAAAGUUCCCACAGAGGGUUACUGCUCCGAGGAGACGCCUCUGACCUCCAGCAGGGGGAGACACUGCUCAGAGGAGCCAUCAAUGAAGUGGAGAAUGUGCAGGGCCUACUCAUGAUGAGAAUAAAAAAAACCCAGAUCCCCCAGAGGACUGAAGGAGGGGCUGACGGUAACCCCACAGCCAACGCUCUGAAAAAUGGAGAUCCAGUGGAUCGGCCCGGCAGCAGCGAGGUCAGCGUCAUGUCUGGCACUCACAUAAACCCAGACCAUCAGCUCCAAGAGAUCUACUACUCUGAGAGCGUGGAACAGUCUGCUGAUGGUGAUGUUGAUGAGGACGACGACGAUGAUGAUGACGAUGAUGACACACAAAUGCCACAGUGCAGUCUGUCCUCCACUAAUCAGAUCCCUGAUGACGAGGUGUGUGAUAGGGUGAUACUACUGGCACAAAGGCUCUACAGUUUACAAGCCAUCAUCGCUCAGCAGGACAGCCAGAUCGUGCUUCAGCAGGCUUCACAGUCCAAGAGUAAACGUGUCGCCCGUCACUACAGCAGCGCUCUGCUAGAGCAGGAGAAUCAGCGCAACACGGAGAAGCAGAAGCAGGAGCUGGCAAAUCUGCACAAAAUGCAGGCCCAGCAGCGAGAGGAGCAGCAGCGCUGGGAGAAGGACAAGGAGCGACAGAGGAUCCAGAUGGAGACUCUGGAGGCCGAGGUUCGUCAGAGGGAGGAGGAGUGCAGGAGGCGGGAGGAGAAGCUCAACGAGGAGAAGGCAGAGCUAGAGAGGCAGAAGGAGAACUAUCAGCACGACCUGGAGAGGCUGAGGGAGUCUCUGAGAGGCGUGGAGAAGGAGGAGGAGCGGCAGACUCAGGAACGAGAGCGACUGGAGAAGAUCAAAAGAAACACCAGCUUCUUGAAGCCAGGACUCUCUAAUCCUGACGAUCACAAAAAACACCUGAGUCUGUCCAGUUUCCCGUCGUUCAGAGGCAGCGGAGUUAACGGCACUGCGACUCCCAAUCCCUACGUCCUGCCCAGUGUAACCGCGUCGGACCCCAAGGAAAUCCCCCCAAAGGUUCCACCACGCAGAGAGAGCAUCAGCCCACAGGUGGUCAAACAGGAAGUGCCCAUCCACCUGAUCAGCACCACCAACCAGGUGCUGAAACCUGCAGUCGUGCAGCAGCAGAUUCCCACCAAACUCGCCACUCUGGGCAAGGGCAAAGAGAAAGGAUUCAAGAGCAAAGGGUCCCAUCAGAGAACCAACAGCGCAGCCUCUAUAGACGUGAACCAGGUGCUGCCGAUCAGAGUCACUGGGAAGGAAGGAGGCAGUCUACGAGCCAAAAGGACCAGCAGUCCUCCAAGAAUCUACCAGUCAGAUCUGUUCAAGCCGUCAGAAACUGUUCCCAACGUGAAGCCGUCUCCAUCCUUCAUCUCACACAAGAGGAGCCACAGUGACGCUCCUCCACCCGUCCCACCUCCUUUUCCCAAAGACGUUCUUGAAACGAGCAAAGAAAAGGUCAUCUUCCUCUGACGAUGAACUGCACACUGCAGAGUAAAGCCUCGAACGGAUGGACUGACAGACAGAGCUGGACAGAUGUACACAAGUCAGAGACAUUUUAAUCUGCUCAGCCUGAGGAGACGGUGUUUUUCUAAACAUAUGCACAUGGAUGAAAUGAAGCAUCAGAACCUCUGACAGGAAGACUAUUUUUAAGCUUUUAAAGAUUUUCUGUUUUUACCGAAUACUUUUUGAAGAAUUGAUUCAUUAUUUUAAAUGAACUAGGUUGUCUUUAACCAUGUAGCACUCGUGUCUUAACUCCUGACCUGAGAUCGGAUCGAAUAAUGUGCUGAUGAAGGUGUAAGGAGGCUCCAGGUGCCAAACACAAACACAGGCUUUUAUUUUAUUUGACCUGUGGAUCUGCUCCUUAGUAUCUGAUGAAAAUAUAACCAGGACAUGUGAAGAAAAAAACUGGAUUACUUUCCUGUCAUUGUAUUGGAUGAUGAGCAGCUGUGGUUUGUGUUUGAGUUUACAAUCAGACAAUGAUGUUAGAAGAAUGAAACGGCUUCAGGUAAAACACACUGUUCAGUCCUGGUGUAUGAAAAGUGUAAAUAAUGUUACGGUGAUUCCUUUCAGGAGAAACAACUGGGUACUAAACUUUUUCUUCCAUUUAAAACAUUGCACAAAUAACAGAUAAUGGAAUAAAAAGAUGGUUGAUUUUACUGUGA
Molecule: messenger RNA, 4001 nt
Organism: Sphaeramia orbicularis (orbiculate cardinalfish)
Lineage: Eukaryota; Metazoa; Chordata; Actinopteri; Kurtiformes; Apogonidae
Product: rho guanine nucleotide exchange factor 18-like
Exons: 21
Coding region: 406-3309 (967 amino acids)
Biological process (GO): regulation of Rho protein signal transduction
Cellular component (GO): plasma membrane
Molecular function (GO): guanyl-nucleotide exchange factor activity
Source: RefSeq, a predicted model, not a curated record